Messenger RNA from Coffea arabica (coffee), 7040 nucleotides. Lineage: Eukaryota; Viridiplantae; Streptophyta; Magnoliopsida; Gentianales; Rubiaceae. The record is from RefSeq and is a predicted model, not a curated record.
AUGGCACCAAAGAGCAACAAGUCCAUGACUGCUCAUUCCAAGGCUACUGAUGUUGCACAUGUUGCCACCAAUACCCGCGCUAUUGGUCCCGUGACAAGGAGUAUGACGAGAACUUCCACCCAAAGUAGCAUGGAAGCUCCAUCGGCACCAACUCCCGUCUUCGGUUCAACAUCAUCAAUGAGCUAUUCUUCCGCGACGGGGAUCCAAGACGUUCCUGCCUCAAUUGAGAAGGCUCUCGCCAUGCUCGAAUUUGGAUUCGAAUCCAAAUUUUCUGAGCAUGAUGAUGAUUCAUCAAGCACGGGAUCAGCUUCUUCACAUGAAACCCUUCAAUCAAAAUUUUCUAUGGAAGAUUCUGCUGCUUCUUCUACUGCAAUGCCUGCUAUGAUGACAAAUGCUUUAAGUCUCGAAGAGCAAGUUUCGAACAUGUUCAAGAUGAUGGAAACCAUGAUCAAACACAUCAAGGACCAAGAUGCUCUCAUUGCUCAACUGCUCACCCAGAAAGAUCGCGCUCCUGAAGGAAGCCAUGCGAACCAAGAGCGUGAAAUUCCCUCGUCUAAAGGCAAAGACAAGGUGAAGGAAGUAUAUGUGACCGCCGAUGGAACUAUCCCCGUGGAACAACUGAAAGAACUUGUUGAAGGCGUGAUCAAAGAUAAAAAGGAGGGUGGUUCAAAGUCAAGCUUUACCUACUGCAAGCCUUACACUGCUAGAAUCGACAAUCUCGCAAUGCCUGCUGGAUAUCAACCGCCUAAAUUUCAACAGUUCGAUGGGAAGGUCAAACAGUUCGUCCGAUCCUUGAAGGGUAACGCGUUUGAUUGGUACACUGAUCUCACUCCGGGGUCCAUCGACAGUUGGGAACAGUUGGAACAAGAGUUCUUGAAUCGCUUCUACAGCACUAGAAGAACCGUCAGUAUGCUGGAGUUGACUAACACUCGUCAAUGGAAGGAUGAACCUGUGGUCAACUACAUUGAUAGAUGGAGAAGUCUGAGUCUCAACUGUAAGGACAGACUGUCUGAACCCUCCGCCAUAGAAAUGUGCAUUCGAGAAAUGCAUUGGAGCCUAAGCUACAUUCUGCAGGGUAUACGCCCAAACACAUUUGAAGAAUUAGCUACUCGUGCUCAUGACAUGGAGUUAAGCAUCACGGCCAAUGCAACUGAUGGGCUUCCUAUUCAAAUUCCGCGAGUGCAGCCGCCUCGUCAAAGCAAUGAAAGGCAAGAAAAUAAAAAAGGGGGCAAGCCUCCUUCAAGACUCAGUAAUAAGGAGUCCAUGGCAAUAAAUACAGCCCCCAUGAAAAUUGCUACCAAAGUGAGCCGAAAGGUCACUGAGAGGUUGGAUCCAUUUCAAAAUAGGUCAAUAAAAAGACCCACGUUAAAAGAGAUGCAAGAAAAAGAAUACCCAUUUCUUGAAUCUGAUUUACAAGGGAUGUUUGAUGACCUUUUCAAGGAGAAACUCCUUGAACUUCCCGAAAUGAAGCGUCCAGAGGAAGCCGGUCAAGUCAAUGAUCCAAACUAUUGCUGUUAUCAUCGCCUGAUUGGCCACCCUCUCACUAAAUGCUUUGUCUUUAAAGACAAAAUUAUGGAAUUGGCCCGUCAAGGAAAGAUCCUUCUCGAGGAAGAUAAAGCAUCGGUAAACCAAACAACAAUAAUGUUUAGAUCUGUGUGUUGCCCGAUAGAAGUUCUACCCACAUCAAGCAGUGCUCUGUCUGUACAAACGGAGUUUGAAAAAUCGUCAAUUGAAAAUGUUGUUGAAGAUGAUAAUGAAGGAUGGACUUUAGUCACUCGAAAAAGGACCUGCAAGCCAAAGACAAAGAAGCACAUCUUUCCGAAAAGCAUGCGCUCGACAAAGGCUAAAGUAAUAGUGAAACGACAAAAUGCAACAAAGAAACAAAAGAGAGUCACCACAACACCAAUUUCGUCAGAUUUUCAGCUUCUUCAAGAGGUUCGACAGCCCGUGACAUUGAGAGAAUUUAUACCCAAAGGGUAUUUAAGUGAUGAUACUGAUAAAUCCACUUCUUGUAAUGUCGUCAAAGCUGAAAAUCCUCAAGUCACACAAAUUGGCACUGAAUUUGAGAAAAAACUCAAAGUCGAUGAUAAACCACUGGUGGAUUGUGCAACGACCAUCAUUUUUUAUGAUGACGAUUUAACUGUUGAGUUCAAGACCCACAAUCGACCUUUGUUUGUUAGUGCAUAUGUUCGAGAACAAAAGAUGAAUCAGAUACUCAUUGAUGGGGGAUCUGCUGUCAAUAUCAUGUCCGUACGUGCUAUGAAAGAGUUAGGAAUCUCAAGUGAUGAACUCUCCCAGAGCCGCCUCAUGAUCCAAGGAUUUAACCAAGGGGGGCAAAGAGCAAUUGGCCUCAUAAGGCUUGAAUUGCUCAUUGGUGAGCUGUCUUCAAGCGCGUUAUUUCAUAUCAUUGAAGCCAAAACCUCUUAUAACAUGCUAUUGGGAAGGCCCUGGAUUCACGAGAAUGAAAUUAUACCAUCUACUCUGCAUCAAUAUUUCAAAUAUUGUCGAGACGGUAUUGUUAAGAAAGUUACUGCCGAUGACAAACCUUUCACGGAAGCCGAAACUCACUUUGCCGAUGCCAAAUUUUAUCUUCACAAAGAAGCAAAAAGAAAGGAAUCGGUAAAGGAAGAAAGUCAAGAUUCCAAAGUACCCAUUUUGCGGUAUACUCCAAGAUCAAAGAGAGAAGAAGGUCAGUCUUCUUUUAUCAGAAAUGACACAUUAAAUGUUCCGCUCACCAAGAUAGAGCCUGUUAAAAUUGAGAAGGUGAGCUUGCAAGGGUUUGUCCGUCCCAAAGAAGAACCGGUAGUGGAACAUUACUCGCUACCAACUAAUCGGACUCAAGAAGGUUUUGAUCCAAACGCCUAUAGACUUCUUGCUAAGGCGGGUUAUAACCCAAAUGAGAAGAAUACAUUGGGCAAACUCCCUCCUGAAGUAACUGGCGAGAACACUCACGGAUUGACACCUACGCAGAAAAUGUUGAAAGAAAAAGGCUAUAAUGUUGAAAGUCCAUCGAUGGGUGUUGGUUAUCAACCGCCCUCUCCUGUUCGUAUAAUGAUCAAAAGAGCAAGUUGUAACUAUGUGAACGAAGAAAUGGAGGUCACAAGCCGAAAGAGAUCUGUGUUCGACCGAUUGGGAAAUAAGUCAAAACGUACUUCUAUGUUUGACAGACUUGGCCCGCAGCCGAAAAAUCUGAAGUCGCCUGUCUAUAAGAGAUUCGGCAGUAAAAAACAAGAGUACCAAGUUGCCAGGGAAGAAAGUCUUACUCCAAUAAAGAGGAACGGACCAAGAAAGCGAGUCUCCAAUUUCUUCAUGCACUAUGGAGACUUAUUCAAUGUAAGAAUUGAAACCAUUUUUGAAGAACAGGGGCAAGAAAGUAUGGCUUCCUGUCACCAUAUUACGAUCAGUGAUCCCGAAAAAGAAGAAGAAGAUGCAAAUGACGCUCCCCCUGAACUUGAACAAGGGGUAAAAAAUACAGUCGAUGAGCUAAAAGAGAUUAACCUUGGCACAAGCGACGAUCCUCGCCCAAUUUACAUAAGCUCUUGUAUGACUCCUGAAGAAGAAAUAGAGUAUGUUGAUUUGCUGCUCGAGUUCAGGGACGUCUUUGCCUUGAAUUACUCAGAAAUGCCUGGUUUGGAUCCAAGGGUCGCCGUUCAUAAUUUGUCUGUCAAGCGAGGAACAAAACCUGUCAAGCAAACGCAAAGGCGCUUUCGGCUCGAAUUGAUUCCUCUGAUAGAAAAUGAGAUAAAUCGAUUGAUUGAAACCGGAUUCAUACGAGAAGUAAAAUAUCCAACAUGGAUUUCAAGCAUCGUCCCUGUAAGGAAGAAUAAUGGGCAAAUUCGAGUUUGUGUUGACUUUCGAGACUUAAACGAGGCUUGCCCUAAAGAUGAUUUUCCUCUCCCCAUCACAGAAUUGACGGUAGAUGCUACAACCGGGCAUGAAGCACUAUCUUUUCUCGAUGGAUCGUCUGGCUACAAUCAAAUACGCAUGGCGCCCGAGGAUGAGGAGCUAACUGCCUUCCGCACCCCCAAGGGAAUUUAUUGCUAUAAAGUAAUGCCGUUUGGCUUGAAAAACGCUGGAGCGACAUAUCAAAGGGCAAUGCAAAGAAUAUUUGAUGAUAUGCUCCAUAGAAAUGUGGAGUGCUACGUUGAUGACCUUGUGGUGAAAUCAAAGAAGCGAAAGGAUCAUAUUCAAGACCUUCGAAGAGUUUUCCAACGCCUUCGGAGAUACCAAUUAAAGAUGAAUCCUUUGAAGUGCGCAUUCGGAGUCACUUCUGGCAAGUUUCUUGGUUUCAUCGUUCAUCAACGGGGAAUAGAAGUCGAUCGAUCUAAAAUUGAUGCCAUUGUGAACAUGCCUGAACCGCGAAAUAUUCAUGAAUUGAAGAGCCUUCAAGGGAAGUUGGCAUAUAUCCGGAGGUUUAUCUCUAAUUUGGCCGGACGAUGCCAACCCUUUAGUAGACUGAUGAAAAAAGGGGUACCCUUCGAGUGGGAUGAAUCGUGUAGGAAUGCUUUUACAAGCAUCAAGGCGUAUCUCAUGAAUCCCCCAGUGUUGGCUGCGCCCAUUCCAGGAAAACCAUUGAUUCUCUAUAUUUCCGCUCAAGAACGGUCGGUUGGGGCCUUACUUGCUCAAGAAAAUGAUGAAAGUAAGGAGAAUGCACUGUAUUACUUGAGCCGGAUGAUGACAUCUAAUGAGUUAAACUACUCACCCAUCGAGAAGUUGUGUUUGGCACUUAUAUUUGUCAUUCAGAAGUUGAAACAUUACUUUCAAGCGCACACUAUUCGACUCAUAUCUAAGUCUAAUCCCAUUAAAUAUGUCAUGGCAAAACCUGUACUGUCUGAUCGACUCGCCAGAUGGUACCUCCAGUUUCAACAGUUUGAAAUUAUUUACGUACCUGCGAAGGCUGUCAAAGAACAAAUAUUGGCAGACUUUUUAGCCGAUCAUCCCCUACCUGCCGAGUAGGAGUUGACUGAUGAACUUCCCGAUGAAAAAGUGUUUAUGGUCGAAUCGUCGUGGUCAAUGUAUUUCGAUGGAGCUGCUCACCGUGAUGGAGCUGGUGCGGGAGUUGUCUUUUAUACUCCUGAAGCAGAUAUAUUGCCAUACUCUUUCACUUUAACACGCCGGUGUUCCAACAAUGUGGCUGAAUAUCAGGCGUUGAUUCUCGGUUUUGAAACGGCUGUAGACAUGAAGCAGUUGCAUCUUAGAGUCUACGGUGAUUCAAAAUUGGUGGUAAAUCAACUUCUUGGUGUUUAUGAUUUCAAGAAACCCGAAUUGAUCCCAUAUUAUAAGUAUGCAAGACAACUUAUGGGAUAUCUGGGCGAUGUCGCUAUAGAACAUAUCCCUAGAAAUUUCAACCAACAAGCUGAUUCUUUGGCAAGGGUGGCGUCCAUGAUCACUCUACCUUCUCAUCGAAAUCAGAUUUCAAUAUGUCAAAAUUGGGUCAUACCUGCGAUGUUUGAUGAAGAUGAUGAUGGUGAGGAAGAAAAUACUUAUCAUAUUUUUGUCCAUGAGAUCGAAAAGGAGGAUUGGCGUCAUCUCAUAGUAGAUUACCUUAAUCACGAGAAGUUAACAGAAGAUUCCAAGAAAAGGGUUGAUAUACGUCGUCGAGCACCACGUUUCAUUUACUACAAAGGGACGCUUUACCGAAGAUCAUUCGAUGGGGUGUUUCUACGAUGUCUUGGGGAAGAUGAGGCCAUGCAAGCAAUGGAGGAGGCUCACUCUGGGAUAUAUAGUGCUCACCAAUCUGGCCCGAAAUUGCACUUUCGCAUUAAGAGAAUGGGAUACUACUGGCCAACGAUGGUAAAGGACUGUAUCGAUUUUGCUAGAAAAUGUCAAGUUUGUCAAUUCCAUGGCAAUUUCAUCCGUCAACCUCUUGAACCAUUGCAUCCAACUGUGGCUUCUUGGCCGUUCGAUGCUUGGGGUUUGGAUAUAGUUGGACUGCUUCCAAAAUCUUCUGGAGGGCACAUUUUCAUUUUGGCGGCAACAGAUUAUUUCUCAAAGUGGGCCGAAGCGGUUCCUCUAAGAGGGGUCAAAAAGGAGAAUGUAGUAGAUUUUAUCCGCUUGCACAUCAUUUAUCGAUAUGGAGUCCCGCGGUAUAUCAUCACCGAUAAUGGUAAACCUUUUUGUAAUGUAGCAAUGAACAAACUUUGUGAAAAGUUUCAUUUCAAACAAUACAAUUCGUCCAUGUACAACGCUGCCGCAAACGGACUCGCUGAGGCAUUCAACAAGACCUUAUGUAAUCUGUUGAAAAAAAUCGUGGAUAAAUCGAAAAGGGAUUGGCAUCUUCGAAUUGGAGAAGCACUUUGGGCAUACCGAACUACUUUUCGAACUCCCACGCAAGCAACCCCAUAUGCGCUUGUUUACGGUGUUGAAGCUGUUCUUCCACUUGAGUGUCAAAUACCUUCGCUAAGAAUUGCAAUUCAAGAAGGGUUCAGUGGAGAAGAUAAUGUUCGUCUUCGCCUUGAGGAAUUAGAAGCACUCGACGAAAAGAGAUUGGAAGCUCAGCAACGGAUUGAGUGUUAUCAGGCUCGCAUUUCAAAGGCAUUCAAUAAGCACGUUCGACCCCGCUCUUUUCAAAUUGGAGAGUUAGUGCUCGCCGUUCGGAGACCAAUCAUUCUCACUCAUGGCGGACAAAGAAAGUUUACUCCUAAGUGGGAUGGUCCAUAUGUCGUUCGAGAAGUAUAUACAAAUGGCUCAUACAAGUUGGUUGCUGAAGAUGGAUUAAGGGUUGGCCCCAUCAAUGGCAAGUACCUAAAAAGGUACUAUGCAUAAUCGGAACCGCGCGAUGCUCCUGGCCCGCAUGAGCUAAAACUGUGGAUGGCAACCACCAAUAGUGUAGUAUGUGGUUAAACUGCUGAAACACUCCACCAAGUCUAAGGUGGUAAACAAAUAGAUACUCUUGGCCCGCAUGAGGUUAAAAUGCGUUCGGCAGGAACUACGUGUGACUUGAUUCCCUUGUUGGGAUACGUAGGCAGCUUGGAGGGCAACUUCUAAGUUCAGUUACACCACUCCAAAUCAAAUCCUUGUUCCUUGCACACAAAAAAAAA